UGAUGCCAAACCUAAUUCAUAGUGAUACGCAGAUAUCCGUAUUUGAAACAAGAUUGACCAUUGAACAAAACACACUUUCAGUUUUCAAUAUUGUGAUCCAGAGUCCUCAGUCAUCUGUUUCUUUGAUUCGAUAUCCUUUUGACCUAGUUGAAUUUCACCAAAAAAUCCGCCUUUAUUAUCCCAAAUCAAAAGUCUCAUUUCCGACCCUUAGUAACCCUUCAAAAAGACUGCGUUGCUUGAAGCGUCGAUCAUUUAGAGAUUUGUUACCAUUUGCUCGCAGGAAAUCAAAUGCCGAUAAAGUCGAAAAGUAUCUUGAGGCUUGCUUUCAGCAUCCUAUCAUUGGUAUCUCUUCAAUCUUCCGAGAUUUCACGAGUGUUCAACGUGACGAAGAUGUUUACCUUACUUCACGCUUUAGAAAGUCAGUGGCUGAGCCGACAAAUGUCCCAAACAGGUCCAAUGUCACAUCUAUUACAAUUGAUGAUUUUAGGUUACUUAAAGUUCUCGGUAAAGGAUGUAUGGGAAAAGUCUUGCUUGUUCGCUCAAAAAAAGAUCAAAAGCUGUAUGCAUUGAAAUCCAUAAAAAAGAAGUGGGUGAUUCAACAAAAAGAACUGAUCCAUACACGUGCAGAAAGAGAUAUAUUGGUUCAUUUGCAAAACCAACCCUUCCUUGUUCAUCUCAAUCACGUAUUUCAGACCCAUUCAGAGCUUUUCCUCGUGCUGGACUAUUAUGCUGGAGGUGACAUCGCUACACAUCUUUCAAAUAUGUCUCAUUUUAGUCAGGAACAAACUCGUUUUUAUGCUGUUGAAAUCAUACUUGGCUUAGACAUAUUGCAUCAAAAUGGGAUUGUUUAUAGGGAUCUUAAACCGGAAAACGUACUUAUUGGCCAAAACGGCCAUAUUGUCUUAACUGACUUCGGUCUUUCUAAAAUGUUCACUUAUGAUGAUAUUGAUGAAUUCAGUGUUCCUUCAACACAAACCUUUUGUGGCACUGCUGAAUACUUGGCUCCUGAAGUACUUUUGGGCGAACCUUAUACCUAUGCAGUGGAUUUCUGGAGCUUGGGGACACUUCUGUAUGAAAUGCUUGCUGGAACGACACCAUUUUGGGCAGACUCGCAUAUGGAAAUGUAUAAAAGGGUGCUAGAAGAUUCACUUGAAUUUCCUUCUUCUUUUGGUGAAAGUACCAAGGAUCUCCUUGCAGGACUCUUGGAAAAAGAAGCUUUUCAUAGAUUAGGUUGGGGAGAAGAUGGUAUUGACUGUAUCAAAUCGCAUCCUUACUUCGAGUCAAUUGAUUGGGACAAAGCUUUCGAACGAAACCUAACCCCACCUUAUGUUCCCAACAUUAAGGAUGAGGCAGAUGCGUCCAACUUUGAUGAACUUUUUACAGCUAUGCCUGUUCAAAUUAGUCAAUCUUCUGUAGUGGAUAUGGAUCAAGUUGAGAAUCUGCCAGGCUUUUGCCCUGGGCAAGACCCUUUUAAAGGGUUUUCAUUUGAAUCAAGCGAACAGACAUCAUCUGAGAAUCAACAUGUCCGCACACUGACAAGAAAGCCCGCUUGUUUUUUAGAGCAUCAUCCUAGCAACAGCAAGAAGAUACGAAAAAGACACAACGAUGCUGUCUCUUUAACAAGGCAAUCUUCAGGUUGGAGUAUGCUAAGUAAUCAAUCAGUGGAAGGCGUUCGAGUUACAAAAAAACGACAUGUUUCGCCCAUGUUUCCAGCUCAGAAUAGUCAUGUAUCAUCUCUUGGCGAGCAAACAGCACAGGGAAGAAGAACGUCAUCGAUUUGCUCUCUUUCAUCGGUAGCUGCACGCCCAGUACAAACUGAGAGUCAAUUGGAAGUUUAUGAACAGUCCAUGCAUGAAGACUUGCCGCACUCACAUCUACACUAAACAACUCUAUGCAUUAUUAUUUGACAUCUGAUAAUAAUAUCAUUAAUUGCUAAAGUUGUGUAACAUGGCCUUUUCCCAACAUCGCCUAAAUAAUUCCGACCUUUUUAUUCUUACUAAUUUUAUUAUAUUAUGUUUGUUUCAAUUAUAUGUCUCUUGAUAUGCAUAUUAACCUAAUUAUGCGCCCUAUAAAAUUCACUUGCUUACAUAACUUACCAAUGCUUUAUCACGAAAAUAAAAAACAGACAAAAAAAUUCCUCAUCUAAGUGAUUACGACCCUCCUUUUUGUUCAUAUCUCCUAGCUAUAUUCUGUUUAAAGAAUGCGUUGCACAGUCUCCUUUUACAAAAUUAGGUUGAGUGCAAAUUAAUAAAUUACAUUUCCACAUUAAAUUGAAAC
Gilbertella persicaria is the source of this 2277-nucleotide messenger RNA. RefSeq names its product kinase-like domain-containing protein. Gene Ontology annotation, molecular function: protein serine/threonine kinase activity; ATP binding. Gene Ontology annotation, biological process: protein phosphorylation. The annotation marks the transcript as partial. The transcript is spliced from 8 exons. Lineage: Eukaryota; Fungi; Mucoromycota; Mucoromycetes; Mucorales; Choanephoraceae. The record is from RefSeq and is a predicted model, not a curated record.